This is a messenger RNA of Anastrepha obliqua, 2544 nucleotides long. RefSeq names its product hypermethylated in cancer 2 protein-like. NCBI's taxonomy places the organism in Eukaryota, Metazoa, Arthropoda, Insecta, Diptera, Tephritidae. The transcript has a single exon. Gene Ontology annotation, cellular component: nucleus. The coding region runs from base 114 to 1997 and encodes 627 amino acids. The record is from RefSeq and is a predicted model, not a curated record.
CAUACAUGAAGAAGAAAGAGCAGCAAAAAUUAAUUUUAUUAUUUUUCAUCAAUUCUAAGACUAGUAGUAAUAUUUUAUAAAAAUUAUGCUUUUAUACGCGUUUCGUAUUGAGAAUGAAUUCAAGUGAUGAGCAGAUCCUACACGAUUUUGCCGUUAUUGAGCAAGUAGUGGAAGGUGACUCAACUACAAAUCUACAAGAGGACGAUAUUCAAUGUGGUUUAAUAUUCUAUAGCGAAACAACGCGUAUAUUAAAAUUCUUUUGCACUUACUGUGAAAAAGUCAGCGAUAAUAUUAAUUACUUUUGUCAACAUUUAAGUGAACACAUUAAUGACGAUGGCAAAGAGAAAGUGCACGAAGAAAACAUUACUGAUACGUUGUCUGAAGAUUCUGGGGACGAUGAAGACCGAAGAAAAUCAACCUCCAACUCUUUAGUUUACGAAGCUACUCGAAAUCAGUCUAUUCUACCCUGUGAUUUAGCUGGUUUUGACGAAACUAAAAUGGUAGUGGAAGAACUGGACGAGGCGGAAGAAAUAGCUGCCGAAGUAGAAGCUGAAAUGCGCCAAGAAUUAGAAACAGAUCAUCUGUUUCCCAAUGAAGAAAAUAGUUGCUCAGAAGAUUUUUUCGGUUAUGUCCAAACAGAUGAUUGCAAAACAGAAAAAUUACUGAAAGAGGUACAAAAAAAAGCCGAAAAAUCCUCAACGGAAUUGAAAAAAAAAUUAGGUACUGAUCAUCAUACGUCUCAAUCAAAGACUUUGAGUAAAAGGAAGAAACGUGUAACUACUGUAAAAGUUAUUGCGUUAAAGAAUCGAGUUGCGGAGCUAUAUGAACGCAUUAAACUCGAAGAAGAACGACGUACUCGUCUCUGCGACAUAAACUCAGAAGCCACAGAUGCAAACGGCGUAACGAAGGUUGAGCAAGAUAGUUUUAUUGGUACGGAAGCUGACAAUUCUUUGCAACACGAAUCAGAACCAGUGCGACAAAUAAUUGGCGAAACUGUCAUAACUCUUCUGCCUCCAACGCAAUCUCAAGUCGAAAUAGCUAAAUUUGCAGGGAAUAUAUCGCCUUUGGUAACUCAAAUGUAUAGACGGGAAAGCCCCGAUGAUAAGACUACAUGUCCUGCAUGCGGCAGAAAAUUUCGGAGUGCCUUCAGUCUUACAAUUCAUAAGAGAACACAUUAUCUGGAGUCCGAUAGCAAUGUUAAGUUGGCGCACAAGUGUUCUGACUGUGACCAACUAUUUAACAAGAUUCCAGAUUUAAAAGAGCAUAUUCAGCAAGUACACUAUCCAGAUGGUUUUAUAUGCAAAAUUUGCAAUAAAAAACUGACUAGUCUUACAUUACUUGAGACCCACAUGAGAAAAGUACACCUUUCAAGACCAUUUAAUUGUGAGAUUUGCCGAAAAAAUUUCGAUACGCGCGAUCGUUUCGAGGAGCAUGUUAAGGCGCAUGUAUCAGGCCAACCGUACCGUUGCCACAUAUGCGGUAGAAAAUACAGUACAGAAUGCAUACUUAAGCAGCAUCUGCAUAGACACAAGGAGCAAAUACCCCAAUGUUGUGUCGUAUGUGGUAAGAUGACAUUACGUAUCACACAACAUAUGAAAAUACAUGCACCGCGACCAAAAAGAGUGCUAAGCUGCAAAGCAUGUGGCAAAGUAUUCAAUUUCAGUUCAGGCUUAAGUCACCAUUAUAAAGUAAUGCACAAGUUAUCAAAACCGGUUUCAAAAUUUAAGCGAGAGCACUCUGGGGAAAAGUCAACAAAUGCUGAACAAGUUAAAAUAGAACUAGAUAAUAGCGAAGAAACAGAUAGAAAGGAAAAUACUGAAGAGAUAAAUCAAAAAGAGGAAGAGGCGAAACGGGUGAUUGUGGAACUUAUACAAAAUGCAACCUAUACAUCUUUUUUCCCUGAAAAUUUUAACAAUUCGAUGGACUCUGGACCGCCAAUAGCACGGGAGGAAACAAUAUCGGCUGUAAAUAGCAUAGUGAAUGAGGACAAUUCCUGAAACGCAUAUUGUUUGUAUAUCAGUUUACUUAAGUUUUUUAUAUCGGUUGAUAGAAUAAUAAUAUGAUAUGAAAAAUGUAUAAUGAAUGCUCUACUAUCUUGCAUGUUGCAUGCUUGUAUUGCGGUAGACUACUAUUGUAAGAGUUCAAGUUCUGUCUGUAAUUUACUGGUAGCUGCAACAUAAUCAAUUUGUUAAUUAUUACCUUCGGAUUUAUGAUAAACUAUUUAUAUGGAAAAAUAAAAAUUGUAUAUGUACAAAAGUAUCAAUCAACAACUUCAAGACUAAUUGCAAUGCUCCCUGGUUGAUCACAAAUAAACCAUUAAUUCAGACCUUCAUAUACCGUUUGUAAAACAGGAAGCUAAAAGAUCUAGUACAACAUACUUACGUAGGAUCAAUUAUCACGAUUAUCCUUUGGCAAUUACGCUACUUGAUGAAACCAAUGAAAUUAUAAGACUCAAAAUUUAUUAUGUUUUAAUAAUAAGAAAAAUAAACUAUGUAACGCAAUAUAGGUUAAGAUUCUGAAUAUAUCGGUAUGUUAUUGAUCUCA